UGAGAGAAACAAAUCUCAACGAUAUGCAUUUGGCUCUUGCAUAAGGUUUGCAUGGUUCAUUUCCUCCAGGUUCAAUUUGCAUGGAUUUGUCUACUUUACCUUACCUUACCUUACCUCACCUUACCUUACCUUACUUGCUUAAAUGAUUUCAUACCCAGAGGUUUCCUCAAAGCCACAUUCACACACACCAGAGCGAGAGAUGAAGAGUGCUUACUUUGUCCUCCUUCUGGCUUCUCUGCUAGAAGCAGGAACAUGUCUGUUCGGAAAAAUGUACACCUUUGUGAACAUGAAUGUGUCGUGGGUGGACGCUCAAACAUACUGCAGGAGCAAUUACGUAGAUCUGAUCUCGUUUGAGUCAAAUUAUGAUCUUCUUGACUUCGUCACAAUUAUGGAGAUAAGUCGUAAUGGACAAAGCUGGAUCGGUCUUAGCAAGCCUCCAAACGAGCUUGCGUUUACUCAGUGGUCUGAUGGAAGUCCAGUUCAAUUCACAUCUUGGCAAAAUGGUAGGCCUAGUGCCAAUAAUCAAUUGAAAACAAGCAACAUUAAUCAAUGUGUGGCUAUCCUUAGAUCAGGUAACUGGUCGACUUACAGCUGCACAGAACGUCUGAGUUUCUACUGCUACAGCUGGUAUCCACAGAUCAUCUUGGUGCAGGAGUUGAAGCCCUGGGAAGAGGCACUGAGACACUGCCGAACAAUCUACACUGACCUCAUAAGCUUGCCCACAGAGACAGAUUUUUUUGUGGUAAACAGGAGCUUGUGGAAUCAGGAAACCAUGGUCUGGACAGGUCUGCGAUUUAUAGACAGCUCAUGGUUCUGGGUGAACCAUGAGCCUUUGGGGAGCCUCGUCAACCAGCCAUCAUGCCCUGCCCCGUCUUUUCGUUGUGGGGCCCUAGUACCUGGUACUAUGGUCUUGGAGAACAGAGACUGCAUGGAGAAAAUGAACUUCAUUUGCUACAAAGAAGAUGUGUGAAGAAUCGGGACAAGUAGGAGAAGAAGAGAAGGAGAAAUGUGUGAUGCAUGUCAGUUUAUUAUUAUUAUUAUUAUUAUUAUUAUUAUUAUUAUUAUUAUUAUUAUUAUUUACAUUUUGGCCCUAAAUUGUCAACUGAAUUAAUUUACUGAAAUAUUUUGCCUGUAUUUAUCUAUAUACUGUUAUUAUUAGUUUUAAAGAUUUUUUUUCUUCGGUAAAUGUUUGCUUAUUUUAUUGCAUAUAACUGUUGUGUAUCUGUUAACUGUAAGCUGUUAGAUAAUGUUAUAAGAUAAAUGAUAUAUAAUGUCCAUCUGCUAUCAACUUAGUAUUAGUAAUAAUUCAUAUCCAUAGUAAUAGUUACUUUGCUCUUUAACUAUGGUAAUUAUGAUCAUAAAUAUUUUCUAUCCUUUCUCUCUGUGAAUGUUGCACUCAUUUGUUUUGCAUUUCAACAUUCCAGAUUACACAUCUUAACCACAGAAUAGCCUGUACUUAUACUUCCAGGUCAACAUUUCAGGUUCUGGCUGAAAUGUACUGCAGUGACAUUUUUUCAUAUUUGGAUUCAUGAAUAUUUGAUUUCUAGACUGUGUGGUAAAUAAGUAGAAACAUUGUAAAAAAAAAAAUAAUAAUAAUAAUAAUGAAAAAAGAAUUCAUAUUUUAUUUUUUUUUAAAAGAAGAAUGUUAUUUUAAAAAAUGAUUUUCCUGUUGGUGUGUUCCAAGCACAAAAAAUAUAUAUUUAAUUUUUAUUUUAAUAAAAAUUAAAAGUCAUUAUCCCAUUUUCAUUUCAAAACUAAAAAAAUUAUUAAUUAAUUAAUUAAUGGAACAUGCACAGACCUUUCAGUUAUUGAGCAAUGCCUGUUAUUUUCAAUGCUUACGCAUGCUCUAAAUAAAUGUA
This is a messenger RNA of Ictalurus punctatus (channel catfish), 1859 nucleotides long. Its product is annotated as lymphocyte antigen 75. The record is from RefSeq and is a predicted model, not a curated record. NCBI's taxonomy places the organism in Eukaryota, Metazoa, Chordata, Actinopteri, Siluriformes, Ictaluridae. Bases 143 to 970 code for a protein of 275 amino acids. The transcript is spliced from 2 exons.